This is a messenger RNA of Cydia pomonella (codling moth), 2546 nucleotides long. Its product is annotated as sodium/potassium/calcium exchanger 3-like. Gene Ontology annotation, cellular component: membrane. Gene Ontology annotation, biological process: intracellular calcium ion homeostasis; calcium ion transmembrane transport. Gene Ontology annotation, molecular function: calcium channel activity; calcium, potassium:sodium antiporter activity. The record is from RefSeq and is a predicted model, not a curated record. Bases 945 to 2546 code for a protein of 533 amino acids. The transcript has 10 exons. Lineage: Eukaryota; Metazoa; Arthropoda; Insecta; Lepidoptera; Tortricidae.
AUACAAAAAACCCUAAAUAAAAAUUGUGAUUGCUUUUAUAGGAUAAGAAAUAUAAGAAUACAAAUGAACUAACGUUAAAGGUUCGAUUAUCCAGAAUGUAGACCAUAUAAAUAUUAGAAUAAACCAUGCAUGUAUGCUUACCGGUUAUGAAUUUGCCAUUAUGCAUUAUAGAGCACAUAUCAUUAAGUUUAAUGAUGUGACAACACAUUUCUCAAACAUUAUUUUCUCUUAAUCGGUAGCGGAAAAUUAUCUAUAAUAACAAUUACAAAAGACGUAUUUAACAUAAGGCCAUAAAACAAUAAAGUAAUACCGGCAGUCAUUGCAGGUUAUGGCGACAUUCAUAACUACAGAAGUACUUGCUUGAUCUAGACGGCGCAUCAGCAUGGCUGGUUCCUGCAUCCUCAUCAAGUGUUUUUAUGCAUUAUCACUUCAAGAAACGUUAAUAUAAAUAGUACAGUCAAAUAAUUUAAUUUCCUACCCAUUUUGUACUUUGUCACAGUGGCAAUAGUAUGAGGUCUCUAGCAACUUUCAUAUUGAUUGUCACUCUGGCAUGGUACGAAAUGGGUCGGAAAUUAAAUUCUUGGACUGACCUGCUACGUACUGCUGUGUAUUUAGUGUAAGCGGGCUGGGGCUGCUGUGAACUGCAUAGGUUGACAUUAAUGAAUUAUUCGCUCACCCGAUCACAAUAGCAGAAUUAUGUGUAAUUGGAUCUACUAAUCAUUACGAUGGCGUCUUAUCAAAUCAGAUUAUCUGUUUAAAAACCCCUCGCAUUCAUAUCUGUCUUCCAGUGUCGUGAAUGUUUUCUAAGAACGGUAUAGUGUAGAUCGACAAACAAAUAAUUUAUUGGCUGUUCAGAUACAGCUAGCACGACUUAUGCACCAGUUUAAAUAAGUACCUACGGGACACGCAGCGGCGGCACGGCGGGUUCGUGUUCGAGCACCGUGAUGCCGGGUCUCAAGCUCCUUGCGGUGUUUCUUUGCAUCUUCAUCUCACAUGUCUCGGCAACAGAAGAAUUAAAUGUCACUGACGAACCGGUGUAUUUAGCUGUAGUCAAUAAAAAUGGGGAUAUAGUUUAUAUGAAGGAAGAGUUGUCAAGAAAGUUGGAGGAGGAGCGAGAUGUGUGGCACUGGACGCCGUGGAUGCGCACCAGAACAGAACUCUACGAUAAUGUGUUAGCCGAGUCAGCGUGCGUCGACGGUAAUUCGAUCGAGAGUUUUCCUGACGGAUUAUUUGACGAUGAUCAAUUGCGAGCAGGAGCGUUCAUCCUAUAUGCCAUUUUCGGCAUAUAUUCGUUCACCCUGCUGGCUAUAGUAUGCAAUGACUUCUUUAUACCAUGCGUGGAAAAUAUAUGCGACGAUUUAAAAAUACCACAGAAUGUGGCAGCAGCGACGUUCAUGUCAGUGGCGACGUCAGCUCCGGAGUUUUUCGUUAACGUUAUUUCUACGUUCAUCACCGAAUCUGACAUGGGCAUUGGGACCAUCAUCGGCUCCGCCAUCUUCAACGCCCUUGGCGUAGCCGCAAUUGGCGGCAUUGCUGCGAUCAGAGUAAUCAAAAUUGAGCCUGUGCCAGUUACUAGAGACGUUCUCAUUUACAUGGUGAACGUUAGCGUUCUGGUAGUCAUCGUGUGGGAUGGCCAGGUUGACUGGUACGAGGCUCUGGUACUGGCCAUAUUGUACAUCCUCUACUUCAUCCUAAUGUUUAACAGCAUGCGGCUGUUUAUGUUCCUUAGCAAGCUAUUUAAUAAGUGCUUCAAACGCCAAACUAAAGACAUAAACGAGCGGACGAGCAUUCCAAACACAGAAGAACUUGACAAACCUGUGGAAGAAGGCGUCGAAGACAAAGAUGUCAACGGCCAUACCGCCAACGGCGAUAGCAAGAAUAUGGACGCCGAUGAGUCAAGUAAACCUAAGAAGAGUUUGUUUAGGUUCCCAAAAGAGAAAGGCUGGCCAUAUAAGUGUUGGUGGUUGUACACGUGGCCGCUGAAGCUGCUGCUGGGAAUCACGGUGCCCUCGCCGGUCACGAGGCGGAAGUGGUACCCGUUCGCUUUCUUCAUGUGCAUUAUCUGGAUAGGAGUCAACUCUUACUGCGUCACGUGGAGUAUGACAGUUCUAGGUCACACAUUCUUUAUUCCCGACUCGGUGAUGGGGAUGACAUUCCUGGCCUUCGGAGGGUGCCUACCUGAAGCGUGUUCUAUAUUCAUCAUGUCUAGAAGAGGCGAGGGCGGUAUGGGAGUCUCGAACGCGCUAGGCGCCAACUCUUUGGCUAUCUUGUUCGCCUUGGGCGUGCCGUGGCUGAUCCGCACGCUGACGCUGCUUGCGCGGGGCGAAGAUGCUGUCGUGUACAUAAAUUCCAGUGGCAUCGACUUUGUCGUUGGCUCUUUAAUAGUAGCUGUCUCUUGUCUUUGGAUAACUCUAUACAUAGGAAAGUUUACUCUCAGGAAAACAGUGGGGUGUGUUCUAGCUGUAUUUUAUGCAAUUUUCAUAACUUUUGCAAUUCUUGUUGAAAUGGGCAUAAUCUUGGAUCGAACAGUCGCAUUCUGUGGUUAA